Molecule: messenger RNA, 4852 nt
Organism: Sinocyclocheilus grahami
Lineage: Eukaryota; Metazoa; Chordata; Actinopteri; Cypriniformes; Cyprinidae
Gene: wscd2
Product: WSC domain containing 2
Exons: 12
Coding region: 1332-3074 (580 amino acids)
Molecular function (GO): sulfotransferase activity
Source: RefSeq, a predicted model, not a curated record
CGGAGCGCGAUCUGACGCGCGGCUGUUGCUGUGAACCGCAGGGAUGUGAGACACGCGCCGGAUACGCGAGGAGAGAAGAGACAAACAGGUCUCUUGACAACGUUAUAAAAAAACAGGACGCCUCCUCUCUGACCUGAUUCACCGCCUGUGAAUAGGAGGAGGCGAGUAGCAGGUACUAUGCGGCCGCGCUGUCCGUGCGCUCUGAGCGCGCGACGAUGUAAAAGGCAGCGCGUGCGGAUUCUGCGGCAGCUGUGAUCGGGAAUAACUGGGAUAGGAAAACUCAGCGAGGCAUGGAAAAGCACGCUGAUCACUGAGCAAAUAAUCACCCAGACAAUCAUUCGCAGACGUGUUCAUUGUGUGCGCCCCCAGGCGCUCCGUUCUUCGACCGAUUACCACAGAAGAGACACACAGAGCAUUUGAAUGCGAACGGGUGCGUGCGGUGCAAGUGAUUCCAUAGUUUCUGCCCUGCUCCGUUCAACGCUGCUGAGAAGACCUUACAGCCAGUCGAUGGUGGAGCCUGAGCCGCACAUAGCUGUCAAGUCCAAAAAUGCAGUCAACAGAUAUAUUUCAACAGUUCAGCAUGUGAAAACAAACCUCAACACAAGUUCUUAUCGUGUGAACCGUAUGGGUGGAGAGUGACCUCAGAGCCUCUAUUAUUUCUAUUGCUCAAUCAGCCAGAUGGGGAAACAAGGGAAUUCUGACGCUACACUUGUUGCCAGUGCUUGAAUCCAAAAAGUGAAGGAAUUUAAACUUACAGGAACUGAGCUAUAUCGGCUCUGAAUGAAGUCUGUGUGCUACUGGUUUAGAAUGUUGUCACGAUAACAUCAGCCUGACUCCGCUCUGACUGCGGCAGGUGGGAGCCCAGGGGUCAGUCUGUGAGUGAGGGCUGAGUCAGGAGUGAAUCAGCGCUGCUUUUGAUUGACGGACAGCUCGGUGGGAAACAAGGCCUCGGGAGAGCGAGAGUCCGAUAACAGGAGUGAAAGCGUCGCAACGGCAAUAUCAUCUUUCAGUCUUUACUGCCACUCGUCUUUCACAACAUGGCCUCUGCGGUAGCACCGCUCUCCUCUGUCGCUGCCUCUUUGGGGACGUAGAAAGACACGGGACACACAGACACAUUCUUACAUACUGCUGCAGAGGAAAGCUGGGGAAGUGUCUUCAGACUUUAAGGUCCUUAAUAGAUAAACAAACUGUGUUAAACGUCAGUACCAUCACAACUACUGUUUCUUGGUUUGGGAAUCGUCUUAGUGUUUCAAAGGGACUCAUAGUACCAUGAGCAUUUUAGGAAGGUGCGUUCUCUGAUUUUAUAUGUUCCUGUGUGACAUCGAAGGCCAAUGUGUGUGGCUCGAGAGCCCAUCAUGGCCAGGCCGCUGCUGAAGAUCCACCGCUAUUUCCGGCGUAAACCGAUACGCUUUUUCUCUUUCAUCCUCCUCUACCUCACCGCUGGCAGUCUUGUUUUCCUCCACUCCGGCUUCUCCAGCGAUACUUCCACUACUGGAGCUUCUGGAAGCGGCCGUGACCCACUUAUAUCUGAAGGUGGGGGUGGCACAGGUGCUGGGAGCUCUACCUCUGAUGCUCUCGGGCUCCUAGGAAGAGUGUUUAAGGAAACACGGAGAGCCCCCCGGAGAUUUGGACCACCAUGGAUGAAGGAAAAUGGGGCACAGGAUGCACCGGAGUGGGCCAGACGAGGAGUCGAUCGUACCAGCAGCUGGAGCCAUGGAGCCAAAGGAAGAACCACCAAAGAGAUGGACGAUGGGAGAGCAAAGCACAUCGGCUGUUAUAUUGAUGACACACAGAAACGGGCUCUUAGAGGGGUUUCCUUUUUGGACUACAAAAAAAUGACUGUCUUCCGUUGUCAGGACAACUGCGCUGAAAGGGGUUAUCUCUAUGCAGGUCUGGAGUUUGGAGCUGAGUGCUACUGUGGCCAUAAGAUCCAGGCACCCAACGUGUCAGAGAGUGAAUGUAAUAUGGAGUGUAAAGGGGAGAAGAGUAACCUCUGUGGAGGACCUAAUCGACUGUCCAUAUACAGACUGGAGCUGAGCCAGGAGUCGGCCCGCAGAUAUGGGAGUGCCAUCUUCAAGGGCUGUUUCAAGAGGCCAGACAACGUGACCCUGGCGCUUCCUGCUAGUGCCGUAAUUAAAAACAUGUCAGUGGACAAGUGUGUUGACAUGUGCACAGAGAAAGAAUUCUCUCUGGCAGCCUUGGCUGGUGAAAAAUGUCACUGUGGAUUUCCUACUCCACUCUUCACCCUGCAUGAGCGUGAGGAUGAGGAACUGUGUCUCCAGCACUGUGCAGGAGAAGACUUUGAGAGCUGUGGAAACAAUGACUUCUUUGUAGUGUACCAGACCCAAGUGCAAGAUAAUCGUUGUAUGGACCGGCGCUUUUUACCCACUCGUUCCAAACACCUAGUGGCACUAGCUAGUUUCCCAGGCGCAGGGAAUACGUGGGCUCGUCACCUUAUUGAGCUGGCCACGGGUUACUACACCGGGAGCUACUACUUUGAUGGCUCACUGUACAACAAAGGUUUCAAAGGGGAGAGAGAUCACUGGCGCAGUGGUAGAACCAUAUGUAUCAAGACCCAUGAGAGCGGCAAGAAGGAGAUCGAGGCCGUUGAUGCCAGCAUUCUUAUGAUCCGGAACCCUUAUAAAGCCCUCAUGGCAGAAUUUAACCGCAAGUAUGGCGGCCAUAUUGGAUUUGCCUCUCAAGCUCAUUGGAGGGGGAAAGAGUGGCCAGAGUUUGUGAAGAACUACGCUCCAUGGUGGGCAUCCCACACACUAGACUGGCUGAAAUAUGGGAAGACAGUUCAAGUGGUACACUUUGAGGACUUAAAACGGGACCUUUUUUCUGAGUUAAAAGGCAUGGUCAUCUUUCUGGGCCUAGAAGUCUCAGAGGACCGCCUGCUGUGUGUGGAAGGACAGAAGGAUGGGAACUUCAAACGCUCUGGGCUGAGGAAGCUGGAAUACGACCCUUAUACGCCAGAGAUGCGUGCCACUAUUGACGGGCUUAUUAAGACCGUGGACACGGCACUCAGAAAGAGAAACCUGCCUGGUGUACCCGAGGAGUACAGACCCAGAUGAUACUCAUCUCUUCAUUUAUGCUUUUUUUUUUUUUUUCACAACACACUUUUUUCCCAGCUACACCCAUUUCCCCCCUAGAAUAUGAAAUUGUUUAUCAUCAUUCUCUUUGAUUGCUUUCAGUUUUAAGAAUGGUACAGUAUUGCAGAAAUGAACUGCUGAAAAACUGUUUGCCCUUUCAUUAAUAGUCUACACUACAUAUUAAGACAUGGGCUUGUGCAACACUUUGCUUUGAGUUUAAUCACCAUGGAUCCAUCUUCCUUAGGCCAAUACAAGUGUGUGCUCACUACAAAUCCAGUUGAGUCAUUACAGGAAAUUACUGUUCACGCUUCUUAUAAAAGUGUCUGUUGCCAUCAAGACAUCCGGGACAGCUAUUUAGAUAAACCCAUGACAUGUGUCUUUCAUUAAAUUGGCUUUUCCUUCGACUACUGGACUACACUAUGAUCCCUUAAGCACUUCAGUCUCAUUGGGAAUAUCUGGACAGCGAUUUCAUUUUUAACAUCUGAACCCCAGCUUCCUGUGACCACAAUUAUCUGGAAAUUGCUUUCAGAUAUUAUGAUGCUUCUUAAAACUGAUAUGGACAACAAAAUCCUCAAUCCUCAAGUUAUACCACGUGAUUAGAUCAAUGCAUGGGCGACUCGAAAACACGUUGUCUGGUACUUGCCUUCAGUGAUUUGCAGGCAAAUUGCAGCCUUUAUUGAGCUAUCGAUUUAGAUGAAAGCAACCAAGUUCUUCUGUUUUGUGUUUAGAGCACUUCUACGUUGAGAUUGUUCCAUUGAACUUUAGUUUUUCUCACUGAGGUUUUAAGAUGUGUUUGCAGUGCAUGGGUGAUCAAAAAAUGGGGGCUUCUUGUAAAUUGCUUAAAAUGACACUGACUGACCCUUUACCCCUUUUAUUAUUUGAAUCUGUUAAAGAGAUACUGUAGUUUUCCCCAAAAUGAAAAUUCAUUCAGUUAUGUUUUUGACAGACGUAGUCACAAUAAAUACAUGAGAAGAGUUGUGUAUCAAUACUUGGAUUUACAUGAAGAUGUGUAAAUGAUGAGAGAAUUUUCAUUUUUUGAUGAGCUAUCCCUUUAUGCAAAAAAACUUUCUACACCAAUUUAUGUCCCAGGUUAGACUGUGAGAGUAGUGUGAGGUGCACUGAAUAACUUCCCCACAAAAUCAAAUAAUUCCUCCCAAAAUAUCAUUAGAUGUCAGGCUUUGGAUGCAAUUAUCAACUUUUUUUGUUUUUUGUUUUUUGUCAGUGUUUUAAUUGCAGAAGUUUUUAUUCAAAACAGCGAAUCAGCUUGAUCUAAUAAUCUUGAAGGGGUGAAAGCAAGUAUGAAGCAAUGUUCUAAAGAGACAAAAAGCACCUCGAAGGUAAAUUUCUGCUUCUAUGCUGGAGACCUAAUAAAAUAACAUUCAAUACAUGUAAAUACACAUAUAUAUUUUUGUAAUGCUCACAAGGAGAAUGACUUUAAAAGACAAAGCAGCACCUAUAUUUUUGAAAAGGCUUUUAAAUUUGAGCAUUACACGCUUUUCAUUUCAAAAAAGGAACUGAAGUGUCUUUCUGAAUGUAUUUUGUAUGGAGUGAAUGUAAGGAAUUUCUACCAAAUGAUUAUAGAAAUCAGAGAGUAAUUGCCAGCAAUGCAAAGGGAAUUAAAUGAUUGCAACAAGAUUUUUAUUAUAAUUGUAAACUGAGAGAACUGUGUGAAUAUAUGGAAAGGUUUUGCAUUUGUUUGGAUGGUGCAUCAGAUGUCCUGAUCAAUAAAUUGUAACGCCCCAAAUUCUCAGAGGCCCAGC